Molecule: messenger RNA, 2240 nt
Organism: Phodopus roborovskii (desert hamster)
Lineage: Eukaryota; Metazoa; Chordata; Mammalia; Rodentia; Cricetidae
Gene: Slc27a6
Product: solute carrier family 27 member 6
Exons: 10
Coding region: 114-1973 (619 amino acids)
Molecular function (GO): long-chain fatty acid transmembrane transporter activity; long-chain fatty acid-CoA ligase activity
Source: RefSeq, a predicted model, not a curated record
AUGCCAGCCCUGAGCUUUCAGGACAGGGGUCUCCAGAGCAAAAGAGGUGAAGCCUUUGGAAAAGAAAGACACUGAGAGAGGACCCAUUGGGUCAGCUGGUGGCCGGGGAGCUCAUGCUUCUGUCUUGGCUCACAGGAUUUGGGACUGGACUGCUCUUCCUGCACUUAGUGCAGAAACUUCUGUUCCCGUAUUUCUGGGACGAUUUGUGGUUCCUGCUGAAGGUGGUGCGCUAUGGCAUUCAGAUGGAGAUAUACAAACUGAGAGGGGAGGUCUUCACUGUGCUGGAUAAGUUCCAGAGCCAUGCCAGGAGACAACCGCAGAAAGCCUUCCUUAUUUAUGAGGGGGAUGUCUACACCUAUGAGGAUGUAGACAAGAGAAGCAACAGAGUGGCCCAUGCCUUCCUGGACCACUCCUCACUGAAAAGGGGGGAUGUUGUGGCUUUGUUGAUGAGCAAUGAGCCCGACUUUAUUCACGUGUGGUUCGGCCUGGCUAAGCUGGGCUGUGUGGUGGCUUUCCUCAACUCCAACAUUCGCUUCAAUUCCCUCCUACACUGCAUCUGCACCUGUGAACCCACAGCCGUGGUGGUUGGCAGAGAUCUGCUUGGAAGUAUAGAAGAAAUCCUUCCCAGCCUCCCCAAGCACAUUAGUGUUUGGGGAAUGAAGGAUUCUGUCCCACAGGGUAUAGUUUCCCUCAAAGAAAAGUUGAGCCUCGCCUCUGAUGAGCCAGUGCCAACAAGUCAUCAUGUCACCUCAAGCCUCAAGUCUACUUGCCUCUAUAUUUUUACCUCUGGAACAACAGGUCUACCCAAAGCAGCUGUGAUUAGUCAGUUACAGGUGUUGAAGGGAUCUUUUGGGCUGUGGGCUUUUGGUUGCACAGCUGACGACAUUAUUUAUAUAACCCUCCCUCUGUACCAUAGUUCAGGGGCUCUCCUCGGAAUUGGUGGGUGUGUAGAGUUGGGUGCCACAUGUGUGCUAAAGAAGAAAUUUUCUGCCAGCCAGUUUUGGAAUGAUUGCAAGAAAUAUAAUGUGACUGUGUUUCAGUACAUUGGAGAACUUUGCCGUUAUCUGUGCAAACAGCCUCAGAGAGAAGGGGAUAAGGACCAUCAGGUGCGUUUGGCGGUUGGAAACGGCAUGAGCAGCGAUGUGUGGAGACAGUUUUUAGACAGAUUCGGAAAUAUUAAAAUGUGCGAAUUUUACGGCGCUACAGAAGGAAACAUAUGUUUCAUGAACCACACCGGGAAGAUCGGAUCAGUAGGGAGAGCAAACUUCUUUUACAAGCUGUUUUUUGCUUUUGAGUUGGUAACAUACGACUUUCAAAAAGAUGAACCAAUGAGGAACGAUGAAGGCUGGUGUCACCAUGUGAGAACGGGAGAACCUGGACUUCUUAUUUCUCGUGUACAUACGAAAAAUCCCUUCUUUGGCUAUGCUGGCUGUUACAAGCACACAAAAAGCAAGCUGCUUUUUGAUGUUUUUAAGAAGGGAGAUGUUUACUUCAAUACAGGAGACCUAAUGGUCCAAGAUCAUGAGAACUUCCUUUAUUUUUGGGACCGUAUUGGAGACACUUUCAGGUGGAAAGGAGAAAACGUUGCAACCACAGAGGUCGCUGAUGUGAUCGGCAGGUUGGACUUCAUACAGGAAGCAAAUGUGUAUGGUGUGCCUGUGCCAGGUUAUGAAGGAAAAGCAGGAAUGACUUCUAUUAUUCUAAAGCCAAACAAGUCUUUAGACUUAGAAAAGAUGUAUGACCAAGUUGUAACAUCUCUACCAGCUUAUGCCUGUCCAAGAUUCUUAAGAAUUCAGGAUAAGAUGGAAACAACAGAGACUUUCAAGCUGCAGAAGAUGCGAUUGGUGGAAGAAGGGUUUCAUCCACUGAAGAUCACUGACCCACUUUACUUCAUGGAUAACUUGAAAAGCUCUUAUGUUCCAUUGACCAAAGAAAUUUAUAAUCAGAUAAUGUUAGAGGAGCUUAAACUUUAGGAUGCUAUUUAUGGGGCUUUGAUUCCUUCCUGGGAAAGACGAAGGAAGACACAUGAGCUUCUUGAUUGACAGCCAGGGAGGGUUCCUUUCAUAAAUCAAUCAUAAAUUGAAAAUAUUAUACAUGAAGAGUGCAUUUGCUAUAACUAAGCUUUCAAGGCCCAUAUGUCUCAGCACAGUGAGCCAUGAAAUAUGAGAGAUUCACCUUAUGGUCAUGAGGCUGACUCGGGGAUGCUGCCCACAGUUGCUGCCCAGGAUCACCAGAAAGUG